GAUGUACGCGGAACAAAGAUGAGUGGCAUGUUUUUGCGCACUACUAACAACUGCCAUGACCAAACAAAGAAAACGUUGUGAUCUACCAUACAAACGCGACCACAGUAAGGGGAACAAAUUUAUUUCUUACAGAUAUCCCCGAAAGCUUUGGAGAACCAUAAAGCCGCCAACCAUGGCGCAAAAUAACCCAAGCCAAAGUCGCAAUGUCCCCAAAUAUGGCGCCUGGUCAGGAAAUCCUCAAAUAUCGGGGCUCACGCCCCUUGCCCCUAUUUUCCCCAAAACACAAAUGGAUCCUGCAGAUCUUGUUCUCCGAAACAGAAUUGAAGAGUUUCAGCGAGAGCAAUUUGAUGGAUUUACCUCUCGAGAAUUGGCGGAUAUGGAUGUUAUCACCGACAGGCACUUGAAAGAUUCUACUUUAAACAAUCCCAUCAUGCCACUCUUUCAACAGCAGAGAUGGGAAAUAAAACCCCAUCAGCCGGAUUUGACGAGGGAUCAUAUGUAUCCGCUGAUAAUCGAUGGAGUGCAGAGGGGAGAUUGGUCAAUGCAUAACCCGCUGGUUUAUGAAAAGAUGAAGCCGGUUUUGCAAUUGGCUAGUAGAACUAUAACAAGCAUGUAUACAUUACCGUGGUUCGCAGCUCUAAUAUUCGGUAAAAGAGUUCCUAUAGAUCCAGCGAGGAUUCGUUCAAGAGAUGAAGUGCCAGAUAAUUUGGUUUCAUUCCUCCCAUACAAUAUCACAGAUUACAGUUUUGUUCAAAAUAGAAUGAAAGAGGUAUUUGAGGAUCUAGAAGAAACCUGGAAUUGCAAAUUCGGCUUCAUGUCACCCGAUGAAGAUCCUCGCGGUCCCGAAUAUCCCAUCGAUCCCGAAGAUACACUUCCAGAUAGUGUAUAUGGUCUUACUGUAACAAAUUAUCAGUACAUGGAGUACCACGAAGCGGAAAAUAAGAAAUGGCAGAUUUACGUAUGGCUUGCUUAUUCAAGGUUACAAUCGUUGUUUAGAAAUGAUUUGACUACUUUGGAGAGAAAAUUAGUGGAAUGGGCAGCUGCUAUUACACUUGUGCAUGAGAUUGUUCAUGCGAUUAAUUUCGUUUGUCCGAGAGUAGAUGGGACGAGUGUGGAAAAUCCGGAUGAUGAGAAUCCGCCGUGGUUCUUUGAUCAGGAACCGUUGGCUGAAGCGGGGUUUAGUUUUGAAGUUGCUUUAAAUGGAGGAACUGUCCGUUCUUUUACUACGGUGAGAGGAAUGCCAUAUGGGCAUUGGUUUGAGACGGUGUGGCCAUCGGUAGAAAGUCAGGAUCUUUGUGGAUCGAAAAGUAUUACGUUAAUGAACCCUGGACCCUUCGAUUAUCAGGAAAGGUUUCCAAUACCGGCUUCUUUUUAUGAAGAUAUGCAGCAAAGAGAGUUUUGGGAUUAUAUGGUACAUAGAUUUGGACACAAACUGUUUCACUAUCGAUCGAUCAACCACGGCGUUCGUCUGAAUUUCGACAUAUAUAAACAUAACAGAACGCCAAUAAAGUUUAGAGAUGUAUCGACUAUACGCAUAGGCCCGGUGUCUCAUCAGUUAGGACAGAAUCAUGAAGUUCUGAGAGAGAGGUGGGAAAGUGUCCAUACAAUAAUCGGUGCGCAAGGCGAACCCGAAGAGAGGAAAAUUGCUCAAAGUUUCGGAAUGUCUUUAUUGCAAAGUUCCAAGAUCGAGAAUUCAUUCUGGACUCACGAAGAAGCACAGCGGAGAGGUGUUGCAGCUAUAUUUGAACAUCUCAAGAAACAGAGCGUUUCGGAAGAAGAGAGACUCUCCGAUUUCACUCACUUGAUUGGAUUCAUUCGGACUAUUGUACAGAAUCACAAGAGUAAGAUUGAUGCUUUAUUAAAAUCUGGGCAAGCUGCGAUUCCGCAAAUCCAAAUCCCCUCGGAAGAGCGUCGAAGAGCGUUACUUACUUGGAAUAGAGGAACAUCGAUUUUCGUAAAGCAAUGCUCCCAACAAUUUCCGAACGCUUCAGAAGGCCAUAAAUUCCAACUUUCGACGCUUGGGCUCAGUCUUGAAAUCCUCCGCUUACAACUUUUUUCUCCGAAUCUCCAAACUGAAACUAUUAAGUCCGGACCCGAUUUCAUGGAAUUGGCUUUACUGCUGCGUCUACAGGAUUUCUUUCACAAAGGUGAUAUAAUUCCGUGUCGAGAUAUCGUGAAGAGGAUUAGGGAGAUAGAUGGAUGUUCACUUUUUGCAAAUAUGUGCGUUGUGUGGAUGGAAACGACGAUUUAUGAAGGGUCUGAAACGGAUUUGGAUAGAGUGAAGAGUCUGGGGGUUUUUGAGGUAAUGGGGACUUGGUGGAGAGAGUUGUGGGAGAAGAGUAGUGGGGGGGAGUGGGAGGGGAUGUUCAGAAUUUGGGAGUUGGUGAGAGUGGAGGCGGAGAGGAGGGUGAUGGGUGCGCAUCACAUGUAAGGGGUUGGGGAUGUAUUUGAGAUUCUUGAUGGUAACUAUUAGAUAGAAUAGUUUAGACACUUUCCACGUGGAAGAAUCGGCUGCGUUAUGAUUUCUUUUUGGCUGUGGUGAAUGUUCAUAUUUCAUGUAGUCUGGAUUUUGGCCAUUCGUUGCAUAGUCUACACGGAUCAUAUGCUUCUUAAGAGAUUAUGACAUGAAUAAACUUCCAUAUAAUCAAGUAUUGAAUCAAAAGAGAAUAAAUUCUCGCAGAAAUUCAUGACUCAACCGGGUCUAUUUCAUAUAAAUGCCUUUGACAACUUCACUACAUCAUCAAUUACAUUUCCGACUUGAUCA
Messenger RNA from Botrytis cinerea B05.10, 2764 nucleotides. RefSeq lists its product as hypothetical. The record is from RefSeq and is a predicted model, not a curated record. The transcript has 3 exons. NCBI's taxonomy places the organism in Eukaryota, Fungi, Ascomycota, Leotiomycetes, Helotiales, Sclerotiniaceae. The coding region runs from base 56 to 2431 and encodes 791 amino acids.